CGGAUCUUUAUUUACUCUCUUUGUCAAACUCCAUUCAUAUUUAUGACUGUCUUUUCUCUUCGACACUGUCUUUUCUUGGCUAUGUUAUUCAUCACAGAACCAUUAGUCUCUCUCAAGAAAAAAAGGACUGGUAUUAGACCAAGAAAGGCCAUGGGCUGUGUAGGGAAAGUAUUCAGUAAGUUCAUCACCAACACCAGGAGGGUUAGAGAAGCUCAAAAUGGAAAGUGGCUAUGUGGGAAAAGGAGAUAUCGCUGGCCAUAGAAGAUUCACUGGGCAGAGAUACUCUAGCAAGCUCCCUAAGCCUGAACAACCAACGAGGAAAUAUAAUGGUGGUCGUGCUGGUAAUGGUGAAGAGAGGCAAUUGAGUGACACAGGCCAAAACGACGUCGUUUAAUGACUGCCAAUAUUAAAAAGAAAAUUUGACCGGGUCUCACCCGGGUUGACCGGGUGGACCGGGUCCCGGCGGGCCGACCGGGUUUUAAAACACUGUGAAGUGUAUGAAGCCCCUCUUUUUUUUAUUUGAACCUGCAGGACCACCGAGAGUGUGUUUCGUUCUCGCUCCUCCAGCCCUGCACAUAACCUGUUUGAUUAAUUGCCUGAUUUAAAGCUGCAAUGCAAACUUUGCUCUUUUUUCCUUCGUUCUUCUUAUAGAAUUAAGUCUCUGAGUUCUAAAGAUAUAUUUUAUCAAAUGUUGGCAUUUGGAACGAUAAAGACUACAGUUUUAUCAUUCAAAGUACUGAAACUCCCAUCUUCAAAAAUUGAAGGAUCUAGGCAGUUAAAGUGUAAAGCUUCAAAAAUGGAGCUUACUAUAACUCAACCUGAUGAUUGGCAUCUUCAUUUACGUGAUGGUGAACUUCUUCAAGCUGUUGUCCCUCACAGUGCUAGUUUUUUUGGGAGGGCGAUUGUGAUGCCAAAUUUGAAGCCUCCUAUUACUUCAACUGCUGCUGCUGUUGCUUACCGUGAAUCUAUCUUGAAAGCAUUGCCUGCCGAUAGUGAUUUUAGUCCAUUGAUGACACUUUAUUUGACAGAUACUACAAGCCCUCGUGAGAUCAAGCUUGCAAGAGAAAGUGGAGUAGUUUUUGCUGUGAAGUUGUAUCCUGCUGGGGCUACAACAAAUUCUCAAGAUGGUGUUACUGAUCUUUUUGGAAAAUGUCUACCUGUGCUAGAGGAGAUGGCUGAGCAGAAUAUGCCCUUACUGGUUCAUGGAGAAGUUACAGAUCCCAAUGUUGAUGUGUUUGAUCGUGAAAAAGUCUUCAUUGACACUAUUUUACAGCCUUUAAUCCAAAGGCUUCCACAGCUAAAGGUUGUAAUGGAGCAUAUCACUACAAUGGAAGCUGUUAGGUUUGUCGAGUCUUGUAGUUAUGGAUCUGUGGCGGCAACUGUUACUCCACAGCAUCUACUUCUCAAUAGAAAUGCUAUCUUUCAAGGAGGAUUGCAGCCACACAAUUACUGCCUUCCAGUGCUCAAACGAGAAAUUCACAGGCAGGCUAUUGUUUCAGCUGUGACUAGUGGAAAUAAAAAAUUCUUCCUUGGAACUGACAGCGCACCGCAUGAGAAACGAAGGAAAGAAUGUCCUUGUGGAUGUGCUGGAAUUUAUAAUGCCCCUGUUGCUAUAUCACUAUAUGCCAAGGUUUUUGAAGAGGCUGGUGCACUUGACAAGCUGGAGGCAUUUACAAGCUUUAAUGGACCAGAUUUCUAUGGACUUCCAAGAAACACCUCAAAGAUCAAACUGACUAGGACUCCAUGGAAGGUUCCAGAGUCUUUCUCAUUUUCAUUUGGAGAUAUUGUUCCAAUGUCUGCAGGUGAAACACUUGAGUGGCAGCCAUCCUCCAUUUGAUUUACAUUAUGCAGUGGAAAACGUUGUUGUGUAGUUCUUGUUUUGCUUCAUUUAUUAUCUCCACUUGUUUCUCUUGAACAAGGGAUCGUAAGUUUUUUUUUCCCAAGAAGUUGACAGCCUUGCACCAUUCUGCAUAUGCGAUGGAUCGGGUUAUAGAUUAUUAACUACCGCAAUUUUUAUUUUCUAUGUAAUAAUUAGAAACCAAUUUAAAUGUUCUUUUAAAGUUUGUUACGAACAUUGGACUUAGCCUA
Populus nigra (black poplar) is the source of this 2088-nucleotide messenger RNA. Its product is annotated as dihydroorotase, mitochondrial. Gene Ontology annotation, cellular component: cytoplasm; chloroplast. Gene Ontology annotation, biological process: 'de novo' pyrimidine nucleobase biosynthetic process; pyrimidine nucleotide biosynthetic process. NCBI's taxonomy places the organism in Eukaryota, Viridiplantae, Streptophyta, Magnoliopsida, Malpighiales, Salicaceae. Gene Ontology annotation, molecular function: dihydroorotase activity. Bases 689 to 1837 code for a protein of 382 amino acids. The record is from RefSeq and is a predicted model, not a curated record. The transcript is spliced from 8 exons.